This is a messenger RNA of Echinops telfairi (small Madagascar hedgehog), 454 nucleotides long. RefSeq names its product acylphosphatase 2 (gene ACYP2). Bases 2 to 301 code for a protein of 99 amino acids. The record is from RefSeq and is a predicted model, not a curated record. NCBI's taxonomy places the organism in Eukaryota, Metazoa, Chordata, Mammalia, Afrosoricida, Tenrecidae. The transcript has 4 exons. Gene Ontology annotation, molecular function: acylphosphatase activity.
CAUGUCCUCCAACGGGUCGCUCAAGUCCGUGGACUAUGAAGUGUUCGGCAACGUGCAGGGAGUUUGCUUCAGAAUGUACACAGAAGGAGAAGCAAAGAAACUAGGAGUGGUUGGCUGGGUGAAGAACACCAGCAAAGGCACUGUGACAGGCCAAGUCCAAGGCCCUGAGGAGAAAGUCAAUUCCAUGAAGUCCUGGUUGAGCAAGGUGGGAAGUCCUAGUUCUCGCAUCGACCGCACCGCCUUUUCCAACGAGAAGGCCAUCGCUAAGCUGGAAUACACGAGCUUCAGUGUUCGAUACUAACAGCAAAAAAGUAGACAUUGUAGUGCUUCCAUGAUGCACAUAUUCUUACAUGUGUGAAUACUAGCAUUAACAUCAAGUAGUGUUAAAAGGGUAAGUUUAUUCUGAAAGCUUCAUUAUUAUUCAUGUUAAUAAAAGUAUCUGACACUGAAAUAA